Messenger RNA from Symbiodinium natans, 1323 nucleotides. The record is from the annotation of a GenBank genome assembly. NCBI's taxonomy places the organism in Eukaryota, Dinophyceae, Suessiales, Symbiodiniaceae.
AUGCCCAUUCCGAUGGCUGCUGCGCUGAUCGGGCCUGGCCCGCUCCAGCUGAGGGCCGACCGAGGCUCCGACGACGAUGAGAUGCGGACAGCGGUCGCGGCCGCCCAGGAGGUGACCAGCAUGUUCGGCUCGACGCCAGCCUCGAGGCCCACCAGCGAGACGCAGAGCCACGCGCUGAACCUCCUAGCGCCGCUAAUUCGCUGGACAGGGCAGCUGCUGCGGACGGAGCCGGAAGAGCAAGUUCCACCAAUCCAUGUGGACGAGGACUAUCGGCAGUCUCUGCUGCAGCUCAUGAAGCUCUUCCCCUACUCACUGCAAAACCUCGCGCUCAUAGGGGCGGGACCGACUGAGCUUCUCCAGGCAGGAUUUCGGGCCCGAGACCUCCGCGAGGCGGGCUUCGCUUGGGCCGCCCUGCGCGCAGCUGGCCUCUCGCUGCUCGAGCUGCGGCAUGCCGGCUACCAGGCUGAGGACUUCCUGGCCGGUUCUGUGGAGCUUGGGGAGAUGAGGGCCCUGGGCUUCAGCGCCAAAGAGCUGCGCGAGGCCUUGCCCGCGGGGCCCGAAGUUCCAGGCUCUCUGCGAGCUGCGGGUUUCAGCACCUCCCAGCUGAAGGUUGCGGGCUUCGAUGCCUGGCAGCUGGAGGAGGCCGGCUGCAGUGUCCCUGAGCUUCUGGACGCCGGCUUUGGGGCCCAGCAGAUGCGCUACACGUCCCUAAGCGCCAUGGGCUUAAGGGAGGCCGGCUUCGGCGCCCAGGAGCUCUGGGAGGCAGGCUACACUCGGAAGCAGCUGAAGCUCAUGCACUUUGACGAUGAGGAGCUGUCCGCGGCAGGCAUUGGCGAGCAGGCCAACUCGCCUGGCGAACGGAGCCCGAGCCCUUCCGAGGCUUCGCGUGGCGUGAGCGACACGCAGCACGACGAGGCUUCCCAGAGCCCAGUUGGCAUCACGGCCAGGAGUGCGGCUUACAGUGAAGAUGAAGCGUCCAACUAUGACGACUACAGCGACUUCGAAACAGAGGGCGAGUCAGCCUCGCCCCACAGGAGCGACGUCCGCGAAGAGUCGGCCCGCGCACCGGGACUGCAAGACUUCGCGGUAGACGGAGAUGAGGAGGAUGAGUACGACGAUGAGGAGUACGAAGACGAUGCGCAGGGGGACGAUCCGACUGAGGACCCCCGGGCACGUUCAGCCAGCAGAUCCGAAUCUCAGCAAGAAGCGGCCGAACCGCCGAACAGUACCGAGGCUGCAGAAGGGUCGACCGACUUCGCCGGCGCGAGCGGAGAGGACGCGCCGCAGGACUUUCUGGAUGUCCGCGGCUACGUGGUGGCCUGA